Molecule: messenger RNA, 869 nt
Organism: Lepidothrix coronata (blue-crowned manakin)
Lineage: Eukaryota; Metazoa; Chordata; Aves; Passeriformes; Pipridae
Product: properdin-like
Exons: 5
Coding region: 303-869 (188 amino acids)
Source: RefSeq, a predicted model, not a curated record
AGGAGGCUGGAGGCUCCCACCCGGUCCCGCCCCGGGGGGGUGACACGUUUCAGCGAAGGCCCCUGAGCCCCCCGGACACACCCACUGUGAGGACACGCCCUUCCCUGGACACGCCCUUCCCCGGACGUGCCCACCUGGGUCACGCCCUCCCAGGGGCCACAAUGUCUGGGUUCCCCCCAAAGGGGUGUUCCCCGACCCCCUCCAGCCUCACCCUGGGUGAGGGGCCCUCGAGUGGCCCCUCCCCCCAGUGUGGCCCCACCCCUUCCCCCUUUCGGUUUUGGUGGUGGAUUUUUUUCUAAUAAAUGGGUGAAAAAAAGCGGAAUUUGGGGCUGGAAUGGGGGGAAGGGACGGGCCGCUGGGUCCUUCCUGUGGGUGGGACCCCCGGAGUUCCCUCUCCUCUCCCUCCCCACCGUCCCCCACUUCCCCCCAUGGCGCCCGUGGGGCUGAUCCUGCUGCUGCUCUGCGCUGCCCUGGGGCCCAGCGCGGCCACGCCCGUCUGGUGCUUCGCCCGAUUGGAGGAGGCUGAGGGGGGCGGGGCCUGCGUGGAGCUACUGGGCGACGAGCCCGUCCCAUUGGCUGACUGCUGCCUCAACCCUGCCUACGGCUACAGGCUCCGCCCCCACGGCCGCUGCCUCUCCUGCCGACAGGGUGAGUGGGGCCCCUGGGGCCCCUGGAGCAGCUGCUCAGUGACCUGUGGGGAGGGGACCCAGCGGCGGGGACGCAGCCGGAGCUCCGGCGGGGACGAUGGGGACAGGAGGGACUGGCAGCUGCAAGCGUGUCACCUGCCCUGCUGCCCAGGGCGUGGCUUUGGAGGGGGGGUUUGGAGGGGGCGGGGUCAGAGCAGGCGCUGCUGCUCGGCUCUGGAUUAG